Messenger RNA from Solea solea (common sole), 4167 nucleotides. RefSeq names its product SPT16 homolog, facilitates chromatin remodeling subunit (gene supt16h). Gene Ontology annotation, cellular component: FACT complex. Gene Ontology annotation, biological process: positive regulation of transcription elongation by RNA polymerase II; transcription elongation by RNA polymerase II. The record is from RefSeq and is a predicted model, not a curated record. The transcript has 24 exons. Bases 370 to 3462 code for a protein of 1030 amino acids. Gene Ontology annotation, molecular function: nucleosome binding. NCBI's taxonomy places the organism in Eukaryota, Metazoa, Chordata, Actinopteri, Pleuronectiformes, Soleidae.
AGAGUGCCGUGAGCUUGGAUGUGUGUGACGAAAAAAGCGACACACUAUAGUGGAUUUUUUAAAAGUAAUUUUGCGUAUUUUUAUUGUCUUAGAAGACGCGUGGUUAUUAAAGUGCGUGCGUCGUUUUUUGUUAUUUUUACGUAACUCCUCAGAGGGAGAAGAGGCCCGGUGUAGUGAUAACGGCAAUAUCUUUCAUCAGCAGGCGGGCAAAGAGAAGAAAGUGCGUUCUAGUAGAGAGUUGACUAGCUUCAUCAUCAUCAUCAUCACCACCACCUUCCUCCUCCUCAUCAUCAUCAUCCUCAUCACCAUCCGGCCUACUGCUGCUGUGAAGCGAAGGAGGGAGCAGGAGUCCGCUGCGGAGGAGCCACCAUGGCGGUAAACCUGGACAAGGAAGCGUAUUACCGCCGCAUCAAGAGACUCUACAGCAACUGGAAGAAAGGAGAGGAUGAGUUUGGCAAAGUCGAUGCCAUGGUCGUUUCCGUCGGAGUGGACGAGGAGAUCGUCUACGCCAAGUCUACAGCCAUACAGACUUGGCUGUUUGGCUACGAGUUGACUGACACCAUCAUGGUUUUCUGCGAAACCAAAAUCAUCUUCCUCGCCAGCAAGAAGAAAGUGGAUUUCCUCAAACAGGUGGCCGUAACCAAGGGCAACGAGAACGCCAACGGUGCUCCGCCCAUCACUCUGCUCACCAGAGAAAAGAAUGAAAGCAACAAGGCCAACUUUGACAAGAUGAUGGAGGCGAUCAGAGGGAGUAAAGGGGGAAAGACAGUGGGAGUUUUCAGCAAAGACAAGUUUCCUGGUGAAUACAUGAAGAGCUGGAACGACGCGAUCACGGCCGAGGGACUGCAGAAGGUGGACAUCAGCGCCGUGGUAGCGUACACGAUGGCAGUAAAGGAGGACGGCGAGCUCAACCUGAUGAAGAAGGCGGCGUCCAUCACCAGCGAGGUUUACUCCAAGUUCUUCAAAGAGCGCGUCAUGGAGAUCGUUGAUGCCGACGAGAAAGUGCGUCACAGCAAACUCGCCGAGUCGGUAGAAAAGGCCAUCGAGGAGAAGAAGUACCUGGGAGGAGCCGAUCCUUCUACAGUGGAGAUGUGUUAUCCUCCGAUCAUCCAGAGUGGAGGCAACUACAGCCUUAAGUUCAGUGUCGUCAGUGAUAAGAACCACAUUCACUUCGGCGCCAUCACCUGCGCCAUGGGAAUCCGUUACAAGUCGUACUGUUCCAACCUGGUGCGGACGCUUAUGGUCGACCCGCCGCAGGAGAUGCAGGAUAACUACAACUUCCUGUUGCAGGUGGAGGAGGAGCUACUGAAGGAGCUCAAACACGGAGUAAAAAUUAACGACGCCUACAAUUCUGUUCUGGAGUUUGUAAAGAAAGAGAAGUCGGAUCUUGUGCCAAAACUGACCAAAAACCUCGGCUUUGCGAUGGGUAUCGAGUUCAGAGAAGGCUCUUUGGUCCUAAACGCUAAAAACCAGUACAAACUGAAAAAAGGAAUGGUGUUGAGCAUCAGUCUGGGAUUCGCUGACCUGGAGAACAAAGAGGGCAAAAAAGAGGAGCAGAAAAAAUACGCCUUAUUUGUCGGCGACACGAUACAGAUCAACGAGGAAGAGGCGGCGACGAUACUCACGCCAGUGAAGAAGAAAAUCAAAAAUGUGGGAAUCUUCUUAAAGAACGACGACGAGGAGGAUGACGAGGAAGACGGCGACGAUGCCGAGGAGCUGCUGGGUAAAGGAGCGCGGAGCGCAGCGCUGCUCGCCGACAGAACCAGAAACGAGAUGACGGCGGAGGAGAAGCGACGCACCCACCAGAAGGAGCUGGCCAACAAUUUGAACGAAGAGGCGAAGCGUCGGCUGACGGAGCAGAAGGGAGAGCAGCAGAUACAGAAGGUGAAAAAGUCCAACGUGUCGUAUAAGAACGUGUCUCAGAUGCCCAGAGAAAAAGACAUCAGGGAAAUGAAGAUAUUCAUCGACAAGAAGUACGAGACGGUCAUCAUGCCCGUUUUCGGUAUCGCCACGCCGUUCCACAUCGCAACCAUCAAGAACAUCAGUAUGUCUGUAGAAGGAGACUACACCUACCUGAGGAUCAACUUCUACGUCCCUGGCAGCUCCCUGGGACGACAGGAAGGAAAUAUCUUCCCCAACCCUGACGCCACAUUCGUCAAAGAAAUCACGUACCGAGCGUCCAACCUGAAGGCCCCCGGCGACGUGUCGGUGCCCGCCACCAACCUCCAGAACGCUUUCCGCAUCAUCAAGGAGGUACAGAAACGCUACAAGACGCGAGAGGCCGAGGAGAAGGAGAAGGAGGGCAUCGUCAAGCAGGACUCGCUGGUCAUCAACCUCAACCGCAGCAACCCCAAACUCAAAGACCUUUACAUCAGACCCAACAUCGCACAGAAGAGGAUGCAGGGUUCGCUGGAGGCUCAUACCAACGGAUUCCGUUUCACGUCGGUCCGCGGCGACAAAGUGGACAUUCUUUACAACAACAUCAAGCACGCCGUCUUCCAGCCGUGUGACGGGGAGAUGAUCAUUGUGCUGCACUUCCACCUCAAGAACGCCAUCAUGUUUGGUAAGAGACGCCACACGGACGUCCAGUUCUACACGGAGGUCGGCGAGAUCACCACGGAUCUGGGCAAACACCAACACAUGCACGACCGCGACGACCUGUACGCCGAGCAGAUGGAGCGCGAGAUGAGGCACAAGCUCAAGUCGGCCUUCAAGAACUUCAUCGAGAAGGUGGAGACGCUGACGAAAGAGGAGCUGGAGUUCGAGGUUCCCUUCAGGGACCUGGGAUUCCAGGGCGCCCCCUACAGGAGUACCUGCCUCCUACAACCCACAUCCAGUUCCCUUGUAAACGUCACUGAAUGGCCGCCGUUUGUCGUCACGCUGGACGAAGUGGAGCUGGUUCACUUUGAGCGAGUUCAGUUCCACCUGAAGAACUUUGACGUGGUCAUCAUCUACAAGGACUACAACAAGAAGGUCACCAUGAUCAACGCCGUGCCCGUCAACUCCCUGGACCCCAUCAAGGAGUGGCUCAACUCGUGUGACAUCAAGUACACGGAAGGAGUCCAGUCGCUGAACUGGACCAAGAUCAUGAAGACCAUCGUGGACGAUCCUGAGGGUUUCUUCGAGCAGGGCGGCUGGUCCUUCCUGGACCCGGACAGCGAGGGAGAGGGAGAGGUGCAAGAUUCGGAGUCGGAAAUGGAGGACGAGACGUUCAACCCGUCUGCAGAUGAGGAGGAGGAGGAAGAGGAAGACAGCGACGAAGACUACAGCUCCGAGACGGAAGACUCUAAUUACAGUGCGUCACUGGGCAGUGAGGAGGAAAGUGGCAAAGACUGGGACGAGCUGGAGGAAGAAGCCAGGAAAGCCGACAAAGAGAGUCAGUACGAGGACGAGGACACGGCCAACAGGAAGAGGAAAGUACGACCAACGGCGCCACCGAGCAAGAAGAAGAGACGGACCUAAACACGUUUAUCACACACACACACACACACUGCCAAACACUUAGCUGACCCUUGACCCUCCUUUCUGCCCCGACUGGCUCUUCACACACACACACACACACACACACACACACACUAUGACAUGUACAUAGACGUAGUAGCUCCUUUAUAUUUGUGUCAGUGAAGUGUUGACGUUAAUGUGGAGAAAGAACAGGAAAAACACACAAGCGCGUGCACGCACACACACAAGUCAUUUUCUUCUUCCUCAUUCUUUGUUUCAUCAGUCAGGGCUUUGUGUGCGUGUGUGUGUGUGUGUGUGUGUGUGUGUUCAAAUGAGUUUUAAUUGUUUAUUUUUGUUUAAUGAAAAUAAUAAAAAAAAAGUUUCUUAACGACAAAUGAAAAAAGAAGUGACGAUGUUUUUCCUCUGCCAAGUGUUUUUAUAUAAAACUGUCUCCUCGUCUUCAUUUCACUCUUCAGUCUUUGUUAAAUCAUCGCAAUUCAAAAUUUGUUUUCCUUUUUUUUAUUUUAAAGGGCAAACAUUUUUCGAAAUAUUUUUUAGGGGGUUAACUAUGUCACACACACACUCUCACACGUCUCCUUCGCACUUGUUCUUCUCUGUCCUUUUUUGUUGUUGUUCAUUCUGAGUAGAAAAUGUUGAGCUGUUUAAUUCUGAAAAUCCUGUUUUUUGUUUUAUUUUCUUUUUGUAAUAAAAUUAAAAGGAACUGUA